Molecule: messenger RNA, 1747 nt
Organism: Pygocentrus nattereri (red-bellied piranha)
Lineage: Eukaryota; Metazoa; Chordata; Actinopteri; Characiformes; Serrasalmidae
Gene: acadl
Product: acyl-CoA dehydrogenase long chain
Exons: 11
Coding region: 142-1464 (440 amino acids)
Biological process (GO): fatty acid beta-oxidation using acyl-CoA dehydrogenase; carnitine metabolic process, CoA-linked; long-chain fatty acid catabolic process
Cellular component (GO): mitochondrion
Molecular function (GO): long-chain fatty acyl-CoA dehydrogenase activity; flavin adenine dinucleotide binding
Source: RefSeq, a predicted model, not a curated record
CGGACGGGGCGUGGCUUGACCUCAAAACGGGCGGGAAUAAAAGCGUGUGUGGAGCUUCGUGUGUAACGUCGCCAAACUAAGAAGUCGAUAAAAAGACGGAGAUCUGCGUUUGCUGGGCUCGCGCGGUUCGCUCUCCACAUCAUGUUUCCUUCCAGAGUGCUGAGGUCGCUCGUCGCUCCCGGGAAAAGUGCGUGUUUCUGGGGGAGACUCGCUGCGCCGGGCAGCAGAAUGCAGUACUCCCAGACCUUGGAGGGGGGCACUCCUGCACCCUUCCGUCCAGAGACGUCCAUGGCCCGGACCAUGAUGGACAUCGGAACGCGGCGGAUCUUCUCUGAGGAGCACGACCUGUUCAGAGAGAACGUGCGGCGGUUCUUCAGGGAGGAGGUGGUGCCGUACCACGCAGAGUGGGAGAAGGCUGGCCAGGUGAGUCGGGAGCUGUGGGAGAAGGCGGGGGCUCAGGGGCUGCUGGGUAUUUAUACUCCUGCGGAACAGGGCGGAGUCGGGGGAGACCUGCUCUCUGCUGCCAUCGUGUGGGAGGAACAGAUGUACUGUAACUGCUCCGGUCCCGGUUUCUCCCUGCAUUCCGAGAUCGUGAUGCCGUAUAUCAGUCAUUACGGUUCUCAGGCUCAGACGGAGCGUUAUUUUCCUCAGAUGACUGCUGGGAAAUGUAUCGGAGCCAUCGCCAUGACUGAGCCGGGCGCCGGCAGUGACCUUCAGGGAGUGAAGACGUACGCUCAGAAGGACGGCAGUGACUGGAUUCUGAAUGGAAAUAAGGUGUUUAUCACUAAUGGUUGGAUGAGUGAUCUGGUGCUGGUGGUUGCCGUGACGAAUCGUCAAGCGAAGACGAUGGCUCAUGGUCUCAGUCUGUUUCUGGUGGACAACGGAACCAAAGGUUUCCAGAAGGGACGGAAGCUGGAAAAGAUCGGCCUCAAAGCUCAGGACACGGCGGAGCUGUUUUUUGAGGACGUUCGUCUUCCGGCUGAAGCUCUGCUUGGAGAAGAGAAUAAAGGGUUCUACUACCUCAUGAACGAGCUUCCUCAGGAGCGGUUGAUUAUAGCGACGAUGGCUAUGGCCAGCUGUGAGUUCAUGUUUGAGGAGACGCGGAGCUACGUGAGGCAGAGGAAGGCUUUCGGCAGGACCAUUGCUGACCUGCAGACGGUUCAGCACAAACUGGCCGAGCUGAAGACGGAGAUUUGUGUGGCUCGGGCGUUUAUUGACAGCUGCCUUCAGCUCCACAGUGAGAGAAAGCUGGACUCCAGCACGGCGUCCAUGGCCAAAUACUGGGCGUCGGACCUACAGAAUAGAGUGGCCACUCAGUGUCUGCAGCUGCAUGGAGGGUGGGGCUAUAUGUGGGAAUUUCCAAUCGCCAAGGCUUUUGCGGACGCCCGCGUUCAGCCCAUCUACGGUGGCACUAACGAGAUCAUGAAGGAGCUCAUCGCUCGCCCCAUCGUUAGCCAGAAGUAGACAAACCUUCAGCUCAUCGAGGUUCAGGCCGAGGGUGUCCUUCAGAGUUUGGCGUGGCAGCUUCUUACAAUGCAGAUGAUAAACUGAGAAAUUUUAGCGCUUAUUGAAGAUGAAACCCAUUUAAGAAGUGCAGGAGAACGUGAACGUUUAGUUAAAGUAACAGUAAUUAAAUGUUAAUCUGAAUGUGCUAAUGAUCUGCUCUGAGUCAGGGUAACGAAAUCUCGCUCUAAUGCACGCUGUACGGUGUUAAUUUGAAUGACAAUAAAGUUUAAGUCUAAUUUUA